This is a messenger RNA of Anopheles maculipalpis, 1509 nucleotides long. Its product is annotated as BSD domain-containing protein 1-like. Gene Ontology annotation, cellular component: cytoplasm. Bases 3 to 1415 code for a protein of 470 amino acids. NCBI's taxonomy places the organism in Eukaryota, Metazoa, Arthropoda, Insecta, Diptera, Culicidae. The transcript is spliced from 5 exons. The record is from RefSeq and is a predicted model, not a curated record.
ACAUGGCAGAUAAAAGUCCCAACGAAGAAUCGGCCAUUGGACCGGAUGCACCGACUUCAUCCAGUCCAUCGAAGGGAAAGAGCGUGGAUGCACCGACAAGUCCCACGGGAAGCACUGCAUCGGUCAGCUCGUCCAGUUGGUGGGGCUCGUGGAUAGAUACCGCACGUACAAAGUCCGCUUCAGUCCUAGAAGCGGUAAAGAAUGAUUUAACCGAACUAACAACAGUCGUCAAGACCGAAGCAUCGAGCGCUAGCGAAGCGAUCGGACGUUCGCUUAACCUGGGCGAGCCCGACUCAGCCGUCGGUGCGAUGAAGAAAAGCUUCAGCAGCUUCCUCGGCCAGGUAACGGAAGCGCUCGUACCAUCGCUCGAGGAGGACGAAGAAACGGAAGCGGUACUAAUAACGGCCGAUGGAACGCUCACACUUACCGGUUUCUACAAGCAUCUGGCCGAGAUGCAGGCAAACGAUGACACCUACCUGGAAGAACCGGCCGACGAGCUGCGCGAAAAGUACAAGCGCUGGAUGGAGGUGGUCGAGCAGGAACAGUUUACCGAGCCACGGCUAGCGAAGCAUCUGGCGAGCAGUACGAUACUGAACGAGAAGUAUGUCACACUGGUGCCUGCCAAAGUUGCUCACAUGAAUUUCUGGAAACGAUAUCUCUUUAAGAAAGCGUUGCUGGAGGAUGCGAUUGCGAAUGCGGAAUUGGCCGAACGGAAGGCGAAAGCGGCACUCAACAACACGGAAACCUGUGCGCCAAACAAAACGAUCGUGCAAACCGAUCAACCACGGCGGGCGACGAUCGAAGAAGCAACCGAACCGGAAGAAGCAUCGCCAUCGUACCCCAUUGCGGAUGAUCUCGCUUGGGCGGAAGUGCCUGAAUUUGACGCAACGAACAUAGAGCUGUCCGAAGAGGAACAGCUGCGAUUGCUGGAAGAAUACGAACAGGAAAUCCGUGAACGUGAAAAAUCGCUUACGACCAGUAUCGGUAAGCUCGAUAUUGUGGAUGAAUCGUUGCUGAUACAAUCCGACAUUGAAGGCACACCUCAAAAAACGCAGAAGAAAGUGUCCGCUCAAGCUGGUGACGCAAAAGGUGCCAAGUCAACGGCCACAGUAGCAGCAAAGAAAGAUCCUAAAGCGUCGACCAACCAAAAAGCAACCACACAGCAGCCAAACAAAUCCGGUCCUCAGGGUGGCAAAGUGCAGAAUGCUGGUAAGAAUGUAAAUAACAAGAACCAGCAACAGCAGCAACAGACACAAACGGGUAAGAAAGGAACAGCACAACAGCAGCAGCAGCAGCAAACGGGUGGUAAAAAGAAGGAACAGCUCAAGAUGGACAAGAACCACUUCUCGAAGGAAGCGGAAGCAUCGUCGUCCAAUUCGGACGAAAGCUGGGAGAAAGAGUUCGAGCUGGAAUGAGGCGAACCGAUCGAUCUGCGCCGCGAAUUGUCCGAGUGCGCCGAUUGGUCGUCUUUUCGUUUUCCCUAGGUUGCUCUGGCAUUGACGACCUUCC